This is a messenger RNA of Cooperia oncophora, 297 nucleotides long. NCBI's taxonomy places the organism in Eukaryota, Metazoa, Nematoda, Chromadorea, Rhabditida, Trichostrongylidae. The record is from the annotation of a GenBank genome assembly.
AUGGGAUCUAUCGACGAAUCUUCUGCCACUCUCUUAUAUGCCAGUUCGUUCCGCGCGGUCGUAAAACUAAGGAAGACUUCCACGUGCCCCCUUAUCUACAAAAUGUUGAAGCUUGAGUUGAACGGUUGUUUGAAUGCAAAGCUUAAACUCAAGCAUGAGGAGCGCAAAGCUUCCUCUGAGAACGCUAAGACAUUCUGGAGCUACUGUAAUUUUAGAUUAAAGGAGUCUUCAUCAAUCAGUGCUAUCGUAUCGUCUACUGGUUCUGUGUGCACAUCUGACUAUGACUUGUUAGGAUAA